AUGAAGUCGUGGAGUGAGUUGCACAACUGUAACUGGUACUGGCUAGCUAGCCAGUCAGGCAGUCUGGGAUUAGUUGUGGAUGAUAACGAUACCAGUAGCAUGUCGCGGUCAACCAGUGCGUCAUGUUUUGGAUUAGAAACACAACAGCUCUUUCGUACCUGGCUGACAGUGAAGCAAUUCAGCAUUAAGGAAAGCUACCGGUAUACAUACGUCAGGAAGAACUUGGCGAAAGGGGCUCUGCUGAACUCCUCAACAAGCAAGGACUUGGCUCGACGGGCAUUAGCUACAUGUCGGAGCACCCAGACCGCCAACCAGCGUUUUCUUCAAGUUGGGGCAGUAGCAAGACCCGACAUCUUUCUCUUUUCCUCCGAGGAGAACAAGCAAAAGUGUUGCUACAUACAGCCCAAGGAAGCAUGGUUUCGAUUGAAUUCCGCGGGCGGUUGGAUGCCAGCUACCUGGCUAGGGGGUCUUUUCAAAACUUUGGGCCAAAUCUAA
Messenger RNA from Seminavis robusta, 495 nucleotides. The record is from the annotation of a GenBank genome assembly. Lineage: Eukaryota; Bacillariophyta; Bacillariophyceae; Naviculales; Naviculaceae.